Messenger RNA from Schistosoma rodhaini, 4675 nucleotides. The record is from the annotation of a GenBank genome assembly. NCBI's taxonomy places the organism in Eukaryota, Metazoa, Platyhelminthes, Trematoda, Strigeidida, Schistosomatidae.
AUUCGACUCUUUCAAAGCUACGAAAUUGUGAUAUGUUGUCUGAUGCUGAGAAGAGGAAGCAAAUUAGUGUGAGAGGGAUUGCUCAGUUGGAAAAUGUGACAAAUCUCAAAUCUGACUUCAAUAGACACCUGCAUUUCGAUGGAGUUAAGGACAGGAACGUCGCAACGUCUCUCGACUUCUAUCAAGCGUUGGCACGUACAGUUUGGGAUCAUCUUUGCUCUCGCUGGAUUCGAUCUCAGCAGUUUUACCAUAGAGAGGAUCCAAAGCGCAUAUACUAUUUGUCGUUAGAAUUUUACAUGGGUCGCACUUUGACUAAUACAAUGCUGAAUGUAAAUAUUACUGCUGCAGUAGAUGAGGCGAUGUACCAAUUGGGACUGGAUAUUGAGGAGCUAGAGGAAAUGGAGUCUGAUGCUGGUCUUGGUAAUGGUGGGUUAGGACGUCUAGCUGCCUGUUUCUUGGAUUCCAUGGCAACAUUAGGGUUGGCCGCUUAUGGAUACGGCAUCCGUUAUGAUUAUGGAAUUUUUGAACAAUCUAUUCGCGAUGGCUGGCAGGUCGAAGAACCCGAUGAAUGGUUACGCUUUGGAAACCCAUGGGAGAAAGGUAGACCAGAAUAUUGCUAUCCUGUCAAUUUUUACGGGCGUGUUGAAGAUGCUGGAAAUGGACGUAGACGAUGGGUUGAUGCUCAUCCAGUCUUUGCAAUGCCCUAUGACACCCCAGUUCCAGGGUAUAGAAAUAACACCUGCAAUACUCUUCGGCUGUGGUCUGCCAAAGCUCCAAAAAGUUUUGAUCUCGGUAUAUUUAAUAUGGGUGAUUACAUAAACGCUGUAUGUGCACGUAAUCAUGCGGAAAAUAUUUCCCGAGUUCUUUAUCCGAACGACAAUUUCUUUGUUGGAAAGGAACUUCGCCUUCGUCAAGAGUAUUUCUUAGUUGCUGCCACUUUGCAGGAUAUAAUUCGACGUUUUAGAAGUAAUGAUUCCCAUCAUCGAUCGUUUGAUGAAUUUCCCAAAAAAGUUGCUAUCCAACUGAAUGACACACAUCCCUCACUGGCAAUUCCUGAAUUACUACGUAUCUUAGUCGACUUAGAAGGUUUAGAGUGGAAAAAAGCAUGGGAUAUAAGUUACAACACAUUUGCGUAUACAAACCAUACAAUCUUACCUGAAGCAUUGGAACGUUGGCCUGUCACAUUGUUGGAGCAUAUAUUACCACGUCAUUUAGAAAUUAUCUAUCAAAUUAAUGCUGAGUUCUUAGAUGUUGUACGUGCAAAAUGGCCAAACGAUGAUGACCGUAUUCGUCGUAUGUCAUUGGUCGAAGAAGAAGGCGAAAAACGUAUUAAUAUGGCUUACUUGUGUAUUGUAGGAUCUCACACAGUUAAUGGAGUCGCAGCAAUACAUUCACACUUACUAAAAACUCAAACUUUCAAAGAUUUCGCUGAAUUAUGGCCAAAUAAAUUUCAGAAUAAAACAAACGGUAUAACACCUCGUCGUUGGUUGUUAUUGUGUAAUCCGAAUUUGUCAGACUUAAUUAUGGAAGGAAUGGGUGGCAAGGAUUCAUGGAUUGUUAACCUUAAUGAAAUCGCUCAGUUAAAAUCACGUAUAAAUGAUGUUAAUUUUCUACGUCACUUGAUACGUAUUAAAAGGGAAAACAAGGCUAAAUUUGCUUCUUAUUUGGAACAACAUUAUGGUGUAACAAUCAAUCCGGCAUCUCUAUUUGAUAUCCAAGUCAAAAGAAUUCAUGAGUAUAAACGUCAACUAUUAAACUGUUUACAUGUCAUCACUUUGUAUAAUCGCAUUAAAGCUAAUCCUGAAAUACCAAUCUGUCCACGUACAGUUAUGAUUGGGGGUAAAGCUGCUCCAGGUUAUCAUAUGGCCAAACUUAUUAUCAAGUUGAUCAAUUCCGUCGGUAAAGUUGUCAAUAAUGAUCCAGUUGUGCGUGGUAGACUUAAACUUAUUUUCCUUGAAAAUUAUCGUGUGUCUUUGGCUGAAAAAAUAUUCCCCGCUGCUGAAUUGUCAGAACAAAUUUCUACAGCUGGUACAGAAGCGUCAGGUACCGGUAACAUGAAAUUUAUGGUAAGUCACUAAAAUUAUUUAACUUAAGUCUCCACAUAAAAUGUGAAAUGCUGGCUUGUUAAUAAACAUUCUGUUUUUUGAAUUUCUGAUUUCUUUAAGUUCUACUUUAACUUAAUAUCUUGGUUAGAAAAUGAUUAUCAUAUUUGAGGAAGUAAAAUACAUCAUCUCUCUUAUUUUGAAUUGCAUUUCUAGUGUAUUUUACUGUUUCUGUACCAUCUUUAUCAUAUAUAUUUCUCUUAAUUAUUACCAUAUGGGAUACUUAUCAAUUUGUGUUUUCAGAAGAGGCUCUUAGAUUUCCUUCCCUGUUCAAAGCUAUAAGAAACUGACUUCAUCUUGACUAAGUUACAAGACACUUGGAAUGUGAUCUCGAGAAAAAUAUAUACUAACCUUGAUGGAGACAAUGACAAUUGUUGUACUACUGUUUUUACUAUCAAUGUAGUGUAGCUGAAUAAGAGGCGAAAUGUAAUUACUAAACUAGGUGAAGUCUGUAAACUUUCUUGAAAUGCUGAGUAAGAAAAUGUCUAGUCAUAGAUUUUUUGAUAAUAUUACUCUUCCAGCAGAAAGAAAUUAAGUUUCAUUAGAGAUAGCCAUAAUAUAACAGUGUCUUUAGCAGAUCUGAAUUCCACAAAAAUCUGUUGAUUUCACUUGUGUUUUCUUUUUUGAAAACCAAAAACAACUGAUCUUUCACUUUGGAUUCAUUGGUGUCAAAUUAGGAACAGGAGCACUUUCAGAUGAGAUCUAAUCUCAUUCCAAUUAACUAUAAUGAGAUUAUUAAGUUUGUACUUCCAAGAAGUAACAUUUUAGAAAGAAACAGUACCCUGUCUUUUUUUCCACUAAAAUUUCUAACAUUUGUUCUAUUAUUAUCGUUACAAAAUUUGUCAGAUCAGUUUUAUUUGAUGUUUCCGUAUUGUUUGUAUUCAAUUUUAGAUUUUUUGUUGAUGAUUCUGUUGAACAUUGUAUUGUUAGUAUGUUGUUUUAAAUUAGUUUGCGAUAUUUUAUUGUAAGAUGAAAACUUACUGGUUAUUGUUUUUCUGGAAACAAUUUCUCCAUACUGUUGUGUAUUUAGCUUAAUGGAGCCAUGACUGUUGGUACUAUGGAUGGAGCGAAUGUAGAGAUGUGUGAAGAAAUGGGUCGAGAGAAUAUGUUUGUAUUCGGUCUAACCGUAGAGCAAGUUGAUGCUCUUCACAAAGUUGGUUAUCAUCCACAAGAAUAUAUUGAAAAAGAACCAGAAUUGAAAUUGUGUCUGGAACAAAUUCGAGAUGGCUUCUUCUCUCCGGAAAAUCCACAUUUAUUCAAAGAUAUAUAUAAUAGUUUAGCGUUCGAUGAUCGCUUCUUGUUAUGUGCAGAUUAUGCAAGUUAUAUACGUGUGCAACAAGAAGUCGAGGAAGCUUACAAAGAUGAACUAAGAUGGUCAAAAAUGAUGCUUAUGAAUAUUGCUUCCUCUGGGAAAUUCUCUUCUGAUCGUACUAUACGUGAAUAUGCUCGGGAUAUAUGGGGUGUUGAGCCAUCAACCAUCAAAUUACCACCUCCAUUUGAACCAGCCAUAGAAAAGAAAUAGUUUUAUUAAACAAAUAUGCAGACGUUUACCUCUUAUGAAUGCACCUUUUUUGUCCCAUUACUUCCCAACCUCUUCCCCUAUUGUCAUUUAGUCCAGUUAGUAAUUCUAAAAAAAAUGAACAAUAACUUUUUCGGCUGAUGAUUUUAAGAAAAAAAAAUUAUUCUCUGCUUUCCUUUACAUAUUAAUCUAUUUUCAACCUUCAAUUUCAUUUACAUUGGUUUAUUCAUACGAUAAAUAUUUUAUGUAGAGAAUAUUUUUAAUUCCCUUAAUUUGAUCUUAUGAAAUUACUGAUAACUCGUUAAUUAUGACUGCUAUAUGUUAUUCUUAUUCAGCAUGUCUUCAAUUCGUAAUGUAAUGCUUGAAUUAGAUCUGAUGCAAAUAAACACAUCAAUAUAAAGCAUGAUUAUCAUACUGUGAUCGAAUGUGUUGAUCUUUAGCUUCCUCCUUCUCUAUCUUCCUUAUUUAUGAGUAUUUAGAUUACUAAUAGUAGUAUUGGUAUUAACCAUUUUGUCAUAUAGGUAACUAUCGUUUGAUUAUUAUAUUGAGGGGGGAGGAGGAUAAAAGUUGAUUUGUGUAUGCGCUUGGUUUCAACAAAACAUGACCUUUCUAAUUAGUUUAUUACUCAAUAUACUAUUGUUACGACUAAUAUUUGUUUCUUAUUUGUUUCAACGAUUUUAAUUUAGUUACUUUUGAGUAAAAUAUUAUAAAAAAAACAACAACAAUAUAAUUUGACUAGUAAGUGCCCAUUAGUCAAAAUAAGACACUAAUUUUUGAAUUGUUUCUAUCACUGCAUCAUAUUUAUAGCCUCUUACACAUAAAUAUAAUCAUUUCAUUAAUAAUAAAAUUAAUAAUAACGGUUUUCUUUUUACCAUUGUUUUGUUCAUUGCUUUGGUAAAUUUGUUCGUAGCAAGAAAUAUCAGCUAGAAUGACAUGUUAAUCAUUAUGUUCGCCUUCGAAUUCUUAUAGAUAUUUCCAUUUAUUUGUUGAUAGAUUUUUAAAUUUAUAUAUAAAAAUAUUUUUAAGACUUUAAGUAUAAUACAUUAGUCUGGAU